ACAACAGCAGCGCGGCCGGGGGCAAAAUAAUAGAAGGCGGAACGGUGUUGAGUCGUCCUCCGAGGAGUCGGCGUACUCCCCGAACAACCGCGACAAUGCGCCUCGACGCGACCGAAGACAGCGGCACCGGGUCAGCGUGUCCUCCGAUGACGAGGAGGAUAGCGAGGAGGACGACGACCUCGACGAAGAUAAUCCUGAGCAGGGCAACGUCGGAAUAAAUGUUGAAAACGGCAGAGUACAACAGAACCAGCAGCAGCACAGGCGCGAGGCGGGAAAUCAUGGUGCCGGGGGGCGUGGCGCGAACAAUGAGGUAGGACUACAGCAGCCACCGCCGCCGCCGGUCGUCGGGUGCCGGCGCUCCACGCGGUUGGAGAUCAAAAAGUGGAAGGCCACAAGGCUGUUCGGGGAACACAGCGAGCUCAGUUGCAUGCUCCAGGACCGGUCCAACCGGGGGCUGCUGAAUCUCCAGAACCACGGAUACACCUCCGAUCAGCUGCAGCGUGUCUGUAUGGAUUGCAAAAAUGUCUGGGUCUGGAAGAAUACAAACUCGUGAUGCGCAUUUCAGAACACAGAAAGAUCUCUCAUGCAUAGGUAGCAAAAGCUAAAGCUGCCCGCUUUCUGUCACCAGAAUGGGGGAUUCGUCAUGCGGAUUCGGCACGACGGAAGCUUCUCGAAACCUGUGGGCUAGAGCUUCUAUGCCGGACCUUCUGUGUCAUGCAAAAACAGCAUGACUCUUCACUUCCAGACCCAGACAUUUUUACAUUUGAUAGUCUGCAAACUGUGCAAGAAACUCAUGACCCCGUUCCCGAAGCCCGGCCUGGAGGAGGAUGCGGCCGCCAAGGAGCGGCGCGAGACGGCCAGCCAAAAGUUGGAAGAUGCGAUGAUGCAGGCGCUAAAAGACAUGUACAAUUCGGAGGACGAGUUCAACGCUUGGAACGAUUCUGGUACUGCUUUUAUUUAGAUCGGUCGUUGUUCGGCUAUUUAUUUAGAGGACAUUCAUAAAAAGUGUACUUCUUCACCUCUUCACCUCUUGUAGCUUAUUUUCUCCCACCAGCCAUGGGAAUAAAGAUUUUUAAGAUGUGGGAAUAAAGCGAAAUAUUAAGCCAGAGCACUUCCAGACCGUCGACAAUAAAUUGACGGACGCAAACAUCCAUGCAGGUAUGACCCCCUUGGCUGCGGUUCUUCGGGGCUACUUCAAGGACGGAGGUUACCACGGCAUCUUGCGGCGGUUGAAACUGUUUCACGAGAUCUUGGACCGCGGUGCCGACGUGCGGUUUCCCUUCGUGGCGGACGAAACCGCGGUGGAGCUCGGACCCAGUGUGUACGGUGGCUCGACGCACGUGUACUCGGUUCUGUAUCGCAAGGAAAAAAAGUGUGUAAGUGUAACUUUCUUUGAGGAACAGCAUCACAAAUGUGCUCUACAUGACAGAGAAAACCUGUCAUGCAUGGUUUGUAAGGGAAAAUACACAUGAAAAGAGGACUUCAUGGCUGCCUGGCAUGACAGGUGUAACUCUGUUGCAUCUUCUGCAGCACAAAUUUACACUUACUUACACAGUUUUUUUCCUGCGAUAUUCUGGAGUACACCUGCAUUCGGGGGUUCUGGGAGUUUUACGAGAUCAUCUGCGAUUGCUGGCCCGAUUACUAUCACAUGAUGCCGCCGGACGCGAUCUGCAAGCGCGUGAAGGAGGACAAGUGCGCGGUUCGGAUUAUCAAGAAGAUGAACUGGCACCGCCGGGGCUUGUACAUCCUGGCCCGGCACCGGAUACAGCAGAUGCGACGGGGCACCGCGCGCGCGGGGCAGCGGAUUUUGUUCACGCAGAACUUGGAGUCUGGGCACACCACCGCGCCCCUGGUUGGGGUUCACCACGAGAAGGGCGUCGCGUUCCGGGAGGCGUUUCCUCGCACCAAGGUCGUAGAAAUAAAGCCGAAGAGAAGACCGCGGCUGGUGAUCCCGGGAAAGUUGCUCACGGCAAGACAGAAGGCGAUUCUGCAGAUCAUCGGGAAAAAGGAAUUCAUUCAUCUGAUUCGGAUGACCUUCAGCAGCAAAAGCUACGCGCGACGGUACAAAGCGUGGCAGAAGCGGAGAAAGCAAGCAGUGGCGGCAGCGGCGGCAGCAGCGGCGGCGGGAGCAGCCGGAGCAGCACCAGCAGCUUCUUCUUCUGCCACUGCUGCAGGUGUUGUAGGAAAAAAUGCGACCGGUGCAGUUGUUCCGGAGGGAAUUGGAAACAAGGAGGUAGACGGCGCUCCACCAACUAAUGCCACCAGCGUACUGGCGCUUCCGCAAAAGCAGAGUUCACACUUCUUACAACUCAAAAAAAGUCCGGAGUGCAAGAAUGCGAAAGCUUCGAAAAGCCGCAGCAGACCACGAGGGCAACAAGGGGUGAAGAAGCAAAACGUGAAAACACUGAACUAUGCAGCGCUUUCACUCCUGUCCAUAAACAGCAUUCGGAAGCAGUGCCAGCACCUUCAGACGGGAGCUGGUGGCGACGAAAAAAAAUCAGAGCAGCAGCAGCUUGGUCGCAAUGAUAACGUGGUCGCGCAAGGCUGCAGCAAGGAGGGCAAGACGGAGCAAAAGGUGGAGGAUAAAGGAAAAACGUCAACGGAAAUAGACCCUACGAAUCUGAACAAGAAUUCUGAGGACAAGACGGACCCGGCAGUUGGAGAGCAAGAUCCAGCAAAACAGCUGCAGCUCGCCACGACGAAAUGCCCGACGAGGUUCGAUAGACGCGUGCUGUUAGAUCCCUGGAUGGCAUGUCCUUGGGUAGAUCCACUAAAGCACUUUUUCGCCGAGUACGCUCUGACGCUGAGGAAAAGGAAGAGAAAGGACGAAGGUCCUUUGUCGACCGAGGAAUUUGCAGAAAUUUGUUGCAAGUUUGUGAUCAAUUGCGAAGAACCGGUCUUUCGGAACAUUGUUGCUUUUUUGUAGCUAGAAGUGGCCACUAGCACUACGACUAGUAGCUGCGAUGUCAUCUUAUUGUACUCAGCAGAAGUCUGCGUCGGGGUCAUUCUCGAUGUCAAGACCUUGCUUGGCUGAGUAGACGGGAAUUGAUUUAUGUACUCUGGCUUGAAGCUGUACUAAAAUCAAAUGACAAAAAAUGACCUUUUUGAUGGUAAUCCGCCUUCAGGCCACAAGACUAGUUUAGUUCUCUGUGACCAGUCGCUUUACCUAUCAACACGACAGAAAUGAAAAAUAUCAUAUUGCGACCUCUUACUUUUGGCGACAACUCAUGGCAAUGCCUUCACUUUCAUACGGAUGUUAAACACGUUUUUCUCUUGCGAAAAGUAAGUAAU
Amoebophrya sp. A120 is the source of this 3291-nucleotide messenger RNA. The record is from the annotation of a GenBank genome assembly. Lineage: Eukaryota; Dinophyceae; Syndiniales; Amoebophryaceae.